Molecule: messenger RNA, 1901 nt
Organism: Pleuronectes platessa (European plaice)
Lineage: Eukaryota; Metazoa; Chordata; Actinopteri; Pleuronectiformes; Pleuronectidae
Gene: phf21b
Product: PHD finger protein 21B
Exons: 14
Coding region: 141-1898 (585 amino acids)
Source: RefSeq, a predicted model, not a curated record
GGCUGCGAACAGAGAACUUGCCGCUGCGCUGAGGAGUUGUUCUUUCUCUUGUUAUUGUGCCGGAAAAACUGUUUUCAAUUCGCGGGAACUCGGCGGCGGCGGCGGCGAAAGUGCGAGAAAAGUGUCUUUGUGGCGGGGACAUGGAAGUCCAGGGCCCGCGCGAGUCGCUGCAAGUGGAGCUCCAAUGUCAUCAGAACCAGACGUUGUGUAAAGGCCUGAAUGAGCUUCAGAAUGGACAGAAGCUGGCGGUCAGAACUUGUCCUGUAGGGACGACCAAGCCGCUGUCCCUCAUCAAGCCGCCCAGCCAGAGCAUCGCCAUCUCUGUGGUGCCGGCCAAGGCUCCCGGGUCCAUGGUGACCGCACACCUCAACGGACAGAAGGUGGCGAGCUCGGAGCCGCUGCAGCCCCCCCCCCUCAACCUCCAGACCGCCGGAGUCCACGCGUUCAGCAGCCGGAGAGCUGGGGAGCUGCCUCCGUCUCAGAUGCUGGGAACUCUCACUGCUGUGCCCAUCAAGGUGCCUCAAGUCAGCUCCCUGCACCGGCUGGCAGGACAAGCAGCCACUGUGCUACCUCAGGUCAGGCCAAAGACCCAGAUCCCGGACAGCCUUCCCCACAGCCCCUGUCAGGAGCCGCAGCCGCUCGGCCUGCAGAGGGCCCCCGCCGUGGUCAGUCCCAAGAGUCAGGGCCCCACCCUGCCCACCGCCAACAGCACCCUCAGUCCCGACCAGCAGCCCCACAGCCAGAGCGCCGCCUCGCCGCCCCCGGCCCCUCCCCAUGGCCCGUCGGGGGGCCCGGACCCCAGCAGUCCGGCCCAGCACGCCUCGCCACACCCGGCCCCUCCCCAUGGCCCGUCGGGGGGGUCGGACCCCAGCAGUCCGGCCCAGCACGCCUCUGCCGGACCCGGCGUGGCGUACGCCAUCAUUACAUCUUCUCCUGCCACAGGAAACGGAGCGUCUGCUGUCAGCGACGCCCUCAAGGUGAUAAUAAUCCAGCCGCCGGCGCCCAGCAGCACCGACCGGCCCCCGGGGGCCGACCUGCCGCCACAGGAGGCUCCGCCCACUCCCAAGUCCCCGUCGCAGGAGAAGGACGAGGACGAGGACCACGAGAAAAUCGCCUUCAUGGUCGCGCUCGGCCUCGUGACCACGGAACAUCUGGAGGAGAUUCAGAUGAAGCGUCAGGAGAGAAAGAGACGAAGCACCGCCAACCCGGCGUACAGCGGCCUGUUCGAGCCCGAGCGUAAACGACUUGCGUCACAUUACCUGAACAGCGCCCUCUUCCUGUCAGCACGAGACUCUGAGGAUUUCUGCUGGAAGGAGGACGUGGAGCAUGACGACCACUGUGCCAUCUGUAAGGAGGACGGAGAACUGCAGCUCUGCCACAACUGCCCCCGAGCCUUCCACCCCCCCUGCCUGCAGCCGCCCCUCAGAACCCCCCCCAGGGGCCCCUGGUACUGCCCCAAGUGUCAGAAGAAGGUUUUGAACAAAGAAAACAUGUCGUGGCCUCAGAACUUUGUUCAGUCCUACGUCACACACAAGACGGUGAGGCAGGAGGAGAAGCGACGACUCCUGAGAAGAAACAACGAGCUGAAGAAAGAAUGUUCUCAUCUGGAGGAACAAGACGAACAACUCAACCAGACGCUGAAGCAGUGUCAGGACGUGAGGCAGCGCCUGCUCGACCAGCAGAGAGAUACUCACGCGUCGCUCGACCGCCUCAAGUCUCUCAUCCGGCUGAUCCAGCGCGACCAGCUCAUCCAGGUCACCAUGACCACCACGGCCACCAUCGCCACCUCCCUGCUCUCCCAGUCCUGGAUCAAACCCACCAGCACCGCCGCCCCGGGGCCGUCGGACACGCCCCUGCAGAAGAGCCACGCCCACAGCCAGGACAGUGGCAACAACUAGCCC